CUUUCCACGCGCCCGCUGAGCCGCAGCUUCCCAUUGGGAGACGGGCCGGUGGGCGGGGCCAAUUUGAACGGGCGGCGGCGGGGAGCGGCGCCAUGAUGAAGCCUCUGAGGGAUCGGGAUCGGGAUCGGGAUCGGGAUCGGGAUCGGGAUCGGGAUCCUGGUGCUAUCGAGGGUCCCGGCCCCACGAUGAGCUCCCCGCAGCCCACUGCGGCGCCAGCCGACGGCUUCGCCUCCUCAGACGAUGAAGCCGCCGAAGAGGACCUGAGCCCGCCGCUCCACAUCUCCUGGUUGUCUUUGUCUCCUGUCUACUCUUCAGAGUUCCUGGGAUUAUGUUCCCUUCCAGGUUGCAGGUUUAAGGAUAUCAGAAGAAACCUUCAGAAAGAUGUAGGAGAACUGAAGAGCUGUGGGGUCCAGGAUGUCUUUGUGCUUUGUACCAGAGGAGAGCUCUCAAAGUACCGAGUACCAAACCUGAUGGACGCCUACCAACAGCACGGGAUGUGUGUGCACCACCACCCCAUUCCUGAUGGCAGUGCUCCUGACAUUGCCACCUGCUGCAAGAUCCUGGAGGAGCUCAGAAGCUGCCUGGAAAAUAAGCAGAAAACAAUGAUACACUGUUAUGGUGGCCUUGGACGCUCAUGCCUUGUGGCUGCCUGUCUCCUGCUCCAGCUUUCAGACACCCUGGCACCUCAGCAGGUGAUCGAGAGCCUCAGGAGCCUGAGAGGAUCAGGGGCCAUCCAGACCAUCAAGCAGUACAAUUUCCUCCAUGACUUCCGGGAGAACCUGGCUGCACACCUGGCAACAGAGGACCCGCUGCUGAGAUCGGCAUCGCGGUAGCUGAUCCUGCCACGGCGUCUGUGCCUGUGUGGAGAACUCCUGGACAAGACACCUCUCUCCUGCCCUUUCCUCAGUGCUACUGCCUCUGUGACACAGCUGCUGCCUUCCAAAUCCGUGUGUAAAGUAUUGGGAUGGGGAAGGAAAUCCUAGAGAACAUGUGGUAUCUUCCCAUCUUUGGUGACUUUAAUACUCGCUGCCUGAAAAACACGUGUACAAGUGUGUUUGUGUCCAUUGCUGUUCUGCUGGGAGAAUGGAGCUGGAGAGAAAUUCCAUCUCUGGAGCUGUUUAAAAACACCCUCACACCAUCGGCUCUGCUGUAAAGCAAAGUCAAGUCAAGCUGGAGCACUCACCCCUUACGAGCUCCUAACAACUUGUUGUGAAGUGUCACGGUUCUGCUCCAUGUGUUGAGGGGUAUUUGGGAAGGAGUCUCCUCAUUCCAAAAGCAGGUGGUGUUGCACCACAAAUCUGUGACAAAGCCAGCAGGGGGGUUGUAGGUGACUGUGGCAGGAAGACACUGCUGCAGCUGCGUGGGUGAGCUGGCACAGCCCUUCUGCCUGCUGCCAGCACUGAGAGUAAACAAUCAGCUGUGGGCUGGCAGGAUCUCACAGGAACGGGCCUCUAGCAGUCCCCAGCCCUCCUGAUUCACUAUAUCCAUUCAAAGUUCCUGGCUUUGCUAAAGUUCAGGAUUUUGAUAAAGUUCAGGACCAUCUCAAGUCAAAAGCUGGGACAAGACCCCACACAACACCAAGGGCCUGGUGUUGAAGAAGUCCCUGCUUUGUGAACUUCAGAAUUUAUCUUUUAACAUUUGAACUUUGAGCACAAUGUGCUUUCUGCAGAUUGAUUAGUGUUUACUGCCAUUCCCCUCCAUACUCUAACAGCAAACAGGAACUUUUCCAGUUUCACAGUAUAGAAUAAUUUACAGCAAAUACCCUGCCCCAUAUGUGCUUCAGUGCUUAAUCCUUGCAACUAAUGGCUUUCAGAUAUUAAAUAUUUAUCACAUGACUCAGCAGGAAGCUUGCUGAGGGCAAGAGAAAUGUUCUUUAUCUUCUCCAUAAUCAUUUUGCCUACUAGAACUCUAAAAACAACAAUCAGGACCACAUUUUGAAUGCCAAAGGCCUGGUACUCCAGCAAGGCAUCACACAAGAGCUCCUCCAACAUUCCUGGGAAAGGAGGCUGACUUUGCAGGACAGGGAUGGUGUUAUCCACACCCCUGGCAGCUGGGAAUACCCAUCUGCACCCCAGGUCCAGCUGAAGCAGGACAGUGCAAACACUUUGGUAAAUAUUGCUGGGCCCUUGCAGCUGGAGGGGCUGCAGGAGCAGCUGUCAGUUGGGCUCACUCAGGCCUGCAUUGUUUAUUCCCGUGUGGAAUUUGGCUCAAACCAGCCCAAAUGCCAAGGGAACAAGAGAUUUGUUUAGAAGGUUGAGGAGAGCCAGGGGCUACAAGCAGCCAGUCUUGUUUCCAUAAUGGAUUAAUAAACAUACAAACAUAAGAAAGGUUUAAUGAGCUUUGCUUCCACAGGCUGAAGUCAUCUCUUACAUCUUUGGAAGAGCCAAGCAGCAGAAAAAUAAAAAUGAGCCAAUAGGAACAAUAUUCAUGAGUUUCCAAAAAAGCCUUUCAAAAAUUCUUCGGUGAAAAGCUAAAAAUUAUGGUUGCACGAGGAAAAAAACAGUCAUGGAAUGCUGAAGGUUUGAGCAGUAGGGGCACAGGAAAUGUGAGAAAAUCUAUUUUAUGUACAAAGCAAUAAACUGUCAGGACUAUUAUUAAUUAGGAAAGAGAACUUUAACUUAUCACAGUCUGAAUUCUCUUACCCCCCAGUAUAUUUAUAAAAACUAGAAUCUACCACUCUCCAUCCCCUGGGAAUCCAAACUUUGUGUGAUAAUAGCCUAGAAAAGGGGAACAUUGUGGAGGAGAAAGGACAGUCCCAAUCCAUGGAAGGACUUCCAAGCAGAGACCACACUUAGCCCCUGUGACAGGUGACAUGAGUAAAGUGUUCAUUCAUACCCAGCACAAACAAGGGGAAAGGGAGACAUUUUCACCAUGUCCUCAACAAUAAGAGCCACUAAGUGAAGUCUGGCAGAACUGUUAAAUGCCAUUUUUUACACACAGCAAUUCCAUUGCAGAUUCACUGUCAGGAUUGCCCAGAGAAGCUGUGGCUCCUCCAUCCCUGGAGUGUCCAAAACCAGGGGUGGAGCAGCCUGGGAUAGAGGAAGGUGUCCCUGCCAUGGCAGGGUGGAAUGACAUGGGAUUUAAUUUAAUGUCCCUUCCAACACAAACUGCUCUGGGAUUCUGUGAUCUUCCAGACCAGGCUACAAAGUGCUCCACAAGCAGCUGAACUGAUGGCACAAAAGCCAUUCAGAGCUUUUUAAAAUGCCAAAGCCCACUCAGGACAUCUGUAACAAUUAUUUCCAAAUUUCUCCCUCUUCAGGCAGACACUCAACACCUGCCCUGUUUCAUAUUCCUUCCCUCAGCCAUUGCCACUGCCCAACACCAGUGUUGGAAUAUCUGGAUUUCUGGUGGAACCUAGUGCAGCCACUCAUACAAUUUUCACUGCCCCUAACACCCAAGAGACCCAAAGUGAACAAAUACACAGUUUAUGCAAAAAAAAAAAGUUUUUACUAGAACAGGGAAACUCUGCAUUGUUCUCCAGCACAGGUAAAUGAAAAAGAUCCCUAAUUAUUACUUGUAAAUUAAGCAGCUGUUCACAGUCACAAUUUACAAUGCAAUAUUUAUCUGAAACAUCCUUCCAUGCCCCAUCUGCUAUUUACUUCAGGGAAAAAAGCUUCAGGAAAUCAGAGCUUCCCUUUUCCAGAGGUAAUUAAAUUCUGUAUUCUAUUUUUAAAGGGAAUGCAAUAAUCUACUGUAAAACAACUGAUGAACACAGCGAGGAUCUGCUGAAUUUGUAAACAAAACAAAAGGCACCACAUAAAAAAGAAAUGUUGCUGAAUUUGAGAUUUGGUUUUUAUUAUCAUUUAUUGCACUAAGGAACAGCGGGGCAGUUUCACAAUCUCACCUUCUGCUUUGAAAGAGUCUGUAGUAUUUACUACUCUUAAACCCAAGAGUGUUUUCAUCAUUGGACUUGAUAAACGUUGGAGGUUUGUCCAUUUGUUAAUCAGCACAGACAUAAAAAAAAAGAACAUUUAAAUUCAUUCCUCCAUGGAAAUUCAGCUUCUCCUAUCACAAUGACACAGGCUCGAGAUUAAAGCAGGGUUAGUGUUUGGAGAAGAUACAGAAGGCUCUGGACCUAUGGAUGCACAUACAGGGGAAGAUUAACCAGAUAAUAAAAAAAUAAACCAAAAUACAACUAUUUUUGCUUUUGUGUCCAUGAAUUAAUAUCCUAAGACCAACAUCACCUAUGGGCAAAACAUACAGCAUUCCAGUCAUUCCCAAGCACUUGGAGCUAGGGCUGGUUUAGAGUAAAGAGUGGGAUACACAAG
Messenger RNA from Passer montanus (Eurasian tree sparrow), 4268 nucleotides. It is a transcript of the gene CDKN3, whose product is annotated as cyclin dependent kinase inhibitor 3. The record is from RefSeq and is a predicted model, not a curated record. NCBI's taxonomy places the organism in Eukaryota, Metazoa, Chordata, Aves, Passeriformes, Passeridae. Gene Ontology annotation, molecular function: protein tyrosine phosphatase activity. Gene Ontology annotation, biological process: protein dephosphorylation. The transcript has 7 exons. Gene Ontology annotation, cellular component: nucleus. The coding region runs from base 93 to 833 and encodes 246 amino acids.